GUCUCCCAGAUGCUCAAAGCUCUAUGAGCACCCCAGCAAUGUAGUUCAUCGCAGAUGAUACACACUGAUACCUAAAUGCGGUAUGGUUUCUAGGCACUGAAGGAAAAAAACCAAGAUGAACACAGAACCUGGGAGGAAGUUUGGCGUGGUGGUGGUUGGUGUUGGCCGAGCCGGCUCCGUGAGGAUAAGGGAUUUGCGGAAUCCACAUGCUUCCUCAGCGUUCCUGAACCUGAUUGGCUUCGUGUCCAGACGAGAGCUUGGAAGUGUUGAUGAAGUCCAGCAGAUUUCUUUGGAAAAUGCUCUUUCCAGCCAAGAGAUUGAUGUUGCCUACAUCUGCAGUGAGAGUUCCAGCCAUGAGGACUAUAUCAGGCAAUUUCUUCAUGCUGGCAAGCAUGUCCUGGUUGAAUACCCCAUGACGCUAUCUUUGGCAGCAGCUGAGGAACUGUGGGAGCUGGCUGAAGAGAAAGGAAAAGUCUUACAUGAGGAGCAUGUGGAACUCUUGAUGGAGGAAUUUACAUUCCUGAAAAAAGAAGUGGUGGGAAAAGAACUGCUGAAAGGGUCUCUUCUCUUUACAGGUAAAGAAACAGAAGCACAAAGAGCGGGCCCUUUGGAAGAAGAGCACUUUGGCUUCCCUGCAUUUAGUGGCAUCUCUCGUCUGACCUGGCUGGUUUCCCUCUUUGGUGAGCUUUCUCUGGUGUCUGCCACUCUGGAAGAGAAAAAGGAAGAUCAAUAUAUGAAAAUGACUGUGCAUCUGGAGACCAAGAACAAAUGUCCACUGUCCUGGAUUGAGGAGAAAGGGCCUGGAUUGAAACGAAACAGAUAUUUAAGCUUCCAUUUCAAAUCUGGGUCCCUGGAGAAUGUGCCAAAUGUAGGAGUCAAUAAGAACAUUUUCCUGAAAGAUCAAAAUAUAUUUGUCCAGAAGCUCUUGGGCCAGGUUCCUGAGAAGGAACUUGCUGCUGAAAGGAAACGCAUUCUGCACUGCUUGGCACUUGCAGAAGAGAUCCAGAAGCACUGCCGCCCAACAAAAUAGGAGGGAGCAGUGGGUGCCUCCAGCAUUGAACCAAAGUUUGGUUUUAUCAGCAGUUCACCUUUAACUCUAUUCUUACAAUUAAACAUGUUGGAGAAACAGGAUAAGCGUAUUGUUACCACUGUGUUGGGGGUAGUAUUUGGGAAUGAGGGCCUUGCAGUGAAGACAAAGAACGGACUUGCCUUGAUGGAACUGAACUAAAUGUGCCUUAUUCCACUUGUUCUUUCCAACAGCCCUGUGAGAUGAGUAUGGGUAGUCUGUUUUCAUUUGUAUAGUGGGAAAGCUUGUUUGAAGUUAUCCUGGUAAUAAAUGACACAGUGGGCUUAAAGAACUGCUACUAAAUCCUGCCUUGAAUUCUCUUGCCUAUUUUAGGGAACUUUCUUGGUGCUCACCAACAUUCACUGGCUCACUCUACUGGGUUCUGGGAAUUCUAAAAAUAAAUAAAAAGUAGCCACUGUUCUCAGUUACCAACAGUGUCAAACCCCACACAAACUGGUCAUUACCAUAGUAGAAUCCAUAAAUAGACUUACACUGAUCAUUAAGUGUUUCAAGACUUGCAAAAC
This is a messenger RNA of Castor canadensis (American beaver), 1590 nucleotides long. Lineage: Eukaryota; Metazoa; Chordata; Mammalia; Rodentia; Castoridae. The record is from RefSeq and is a predicted model, not a curated record.